AUGGCUGCCAACGGUACGAACGGCUCCAACGGCGCCAAUGGCGAUGCCAGCGGCAUCAGCGGGUGGAAGCACUACAACGAGGGUACCUUCCUCUUCACCUCCGAGUCCGUCGGUGAGGGUCACCCCGACAAGAUCGCCGAUCAGGUUUCGGACUCUAUCCUCGAUGCCUGCCUGGCCGAGGACCCCCUCUCCAAGGUCGCUUGCGAGACUGCCACCAAGACCGGCAUGAUCAUGGUCUUCGGCGAGAUCACCACCAAGGCCAAGCUCGACUAUCAGAAGAUUGUCCGCAAGACCAUCAAGGACAUCGGCUACGAUGACUCCUCCAAGGGCUUCGACUACAAGACCUUGAACCUCCUCGUCGCCAUCGAGGAGCAGUCCCCCGAUAUCGCUCAGGGUCUUCACUUGGAUGACCGCCUCGAGAACCUCGGUGCUGGUGAUCAGGGUAUCAUGUUCGGUUAUGCCACCGACGAGACCCCCGAGCUCUUCCCCCUCACUCUCCUCUUCGCCCACCAGCUUAACGCUGCCAUGUCUGCCGCCCGCCGCGAUGGCUCUCUCCCCUGGCUCCGUCCCGACACCAAGACCCAGGUUACCAUUGAGUACAAGCACGACAACGGUGCCGUCGUCCCUCUCCGCGUCGACACUGUCGUCGUCUCUGCUCAGCACAGCGAAGACAUCACCACCGAGAAGCUCCGCAAGGAGAUCCUCGAGAAGAUCAUCAAGAAGACCAUCCCCGCCAAGUACCUUGAUGACAAGACCAUCUACCACAUCCAACCCUCUGGUCUCUUCAUCAUUGGUGGUCCCCAGGGUGAUGCCGGUCUCACUGGCCGCAAGAUUAUCGUCGACACCUACGGUGGCUGGGGUGCCCAUGGUGGUGGUGCCUUCUCCGGCAAGGACUUCUCCAAGGUCGACCGCUCCGCCGCCUACGUCGGCCGCUGGAUCGCCAAGUCCCUCGUCGCUGCCGGCCUCGCCCGCCGUGCUCUUGUCCAGCUCUCCUACGCCAUCGAUCAUCCGCAACAACUUCGACCUCCGCCCCGGUGUCAUUGUCAAGGAGCUCGACCUUGCCAAGCCCAUCUACCUCCAGACUGCCAAGAACGGCCACUUCGGCACCAACCAGAGCUUCACCUGGGAACAGCCCAAGGCUCUCAAGUUCUAAGUGGGAUAUAG
Molecule: messenger RNA, 1164 nt
Organism: Podospora anserina S mat+
Lineage: Eukaryota; Fungi; Ascomycota; Sordariomycetes; Sordariales; Podosporaceae
Exons: 4
Coding region: 1-1164 (387 amino acids)
Biological process (GO): S-adenosylmethionine biosynthetic process
Cellular component (GO): cytosol
Molecular function (GO): ATP binding; methionine adenosyltransferase activity
Source: RefSeq, a predicted model, not a curated record